AUGUCUGUUGUUCCUCAGAAGCCAAAGAAGGAUGCCAAGGCCUUCGCUGCUGAUUUCCUCAUGGGAGGUGUCUCUGCUGCUGUCUCCAAGACCGCGGCUGCCCCUAUUGAGCGUAUUAAACUACUUCUCCAGAACCAGGACGAAAUGCUCAAGUCUGGUCGUCUCUCUCACCCCUAUAAGGGUAUCGCUGAUUGCUUCCGUCGUGUUGUUGCUGAUGAAGGCAUCUCGCCUCUUUGGAGAGGCAACACUGCCAACGUCAUCCGUUACUUUCCCACCCAGGCUUUGAACUUUGCCUUCAAGGAUUACUUCAAGGCCAUGUUCAACUUCAAGAAGGAAAAGGAUGGUUAUGCCAAGUGGUUCGCUGGUAACAUCGCUUCUGGUGGUGCUGCUGGUGCUUGCUCCCUUCUCUUUGUCUACUCCUUGGACUAUGCUCGUACUCGUCUUGCCAAUGAUGCCAAGGGCAAGAACGGUGGUGCUCGCCAGUUUAACGGUCUCAUUGAUGUUUAUAAGAAGACCAUCGCCACUGACGGUGUUGCUGGUCUUUACCGCGGUUUCCCUCUCUCCGCUUUCGGUAUUAUCAUCUACCGUGGUUUGUACUUCGGUCUUUACGAUUCCGUUAAGCCUUUGAUGCCUUCUUCACUCCAGGGCUCGUUCAUUGCCUCUUUCAUUCUCGGAUUCGGUGUUACAAACUUGGCUGGUCUUGCUUCCUACCCUGUCGAUACUGUCCGUAGAAGAAUGAUGAUGACCUCUGGUGAGGCCGUCAAGUACAGCUCUUCAUUUGAUGCCUUCAAGCAGAUCGUCACCAAGGAGGGCUACAAAUCCCUCUUCAAGGGUGCUGGUGCUAACGUCCUCCGUGCCAUCGCCGGUGCUGGUGUUUUGUCUGGCUAUGAUCAACUUCAGAUCAUCUUCUUCGGCAAGGCCUACUCUGGUGGUUCCGGAUAAGCGUCCUUUGUUUUGGUUUUUCUCUCCCAUCAUUUCUCAUCAGCUCCAUCCAUAUCUUUAGACCUCAUAAGACAGCAUACAAUAAAAAGACACAUAGAAAAAGUUAAUGGUAUCAUAAAAAUGUUUUUUACUCGUUCC
Molecule: messenger RNA, 1080 nt
Organism: Lobosporangium transversale
Lineage: Eukaryota; Fungi; Mortierellomycota; Mortierellomycetes; Mortierellales; Mortierellaceae
Product: mitochondrial carrier domain-containing protein
Exons: 3
Coding region: 1-942 (313 amino acids)
Biological process (GO): mitochondrial ATP transmembrane transport; mitochondrial ADP transmembrane transport
Cellular component (GO): mitochondrial inner membrane
Molecular function (GO): ATP:ADP antiporter activity
Source: RefSeq, a predicted model, not a curated record